UGCAUUUGUAAACAUCAGAUGGUAAUUUUGGCGGGGCCUUGAGUGUCGCUGGAGGUGCGGAAGGACUGUUCGUAACAUAGUACUGGUGACGGUGAGGAGUACUGGUCGACGGUGAGAAGUACUGGUGACGGCGAGGAGUACUGGCGACGGUGAAAAGUAUUGGGCGACGGUGAGAAAUACUGGGCAACGGUGAGAAAUACUGGGCAACGGUGAGAAGUACUGGGCGACUGUGAGAAGUACUGAGCGACGGUGAGAAGUACUGGGUGACUGAGAAGUCCUAGGCUGCAAUUGGAAAUAUUGGGCCAUUGGAGUGUUGAAACAUUUUGGCCCUGUAAGGAGCAUUGAGCUAUUCCACAGUUUAAGAAGCAUUGAAUCAAUUGACACUUUGAGGAAUAUUUAACCAGUCCACGGUUUGAGGAGUAUUGAAUCUUUCGACGACUUGAGGACUUUUGAAUCGUUUGACCUCUUGCGAAGAGCAUUGUAUCGUUCGACCCAAGGAAGAUGCCGAAGAGAGCAUGUCCAUUCGAGGAAUCUUUCAGGCCGCAGCUCAAGGUUCACGUUGGAGUGAAAGAAGUGGAGUCUGGAGUCUUGAAAAAGGACAAGAUGAAGGCUGUUUAUGAUCGAACAUUAAACCUCUUGUUCUGUGGUGCUAAAAAUGUAAUGAACAACAAUGCAGUGGAGAAAAUGGAUGCCAGCCCUACUGGUCAGACGAACACCAACAGUCAAAACACCCUCCAUCAGCUGGUCUUGACCAGUGCUGGAACUCUUGCUCGACCUCAAUCACUUUCACAGAAACUGCCAUCCCAACCAAACACCACUAAUACGUGUGUCAGCUGCCAUAAAGUGGCAACAUUGCCACGACCGCCUUGUGGCUACUGUGAAUGCAAGCUUUGCGACUCGUGUACACGGACCUGUCAUUUCUGUGGAGGAAACUUUUGUCCAAAGUGCUCUCUUACUGUGUACCUUGAAGACGAGAAAACUGUGUGUUUAAGUUGCUGCUAGACUGUUGAUCUUUAUAUUUAUUUCACAUUUAAGUAAGCAGUUAUAAUUGUUACGAGUAAUAAAGUGGCUUUUAAUGAUAAUACAUUAUUAACAAUAAUAAUAGUGCCCAUCCCCUAUGUGUGGGAACUGGGUAAUCAUAAUGAAUGAAUAUUAUGAAUUCAAUAAUUUACGGUACCUGAAUGUCCUCUUUAAGUAAUGUAAAGUGUGAUUAAUGAAAUCUAGAUACAUUAGUACUGUAUUUGGUAGAAUAUUUAAGGGAUAGAAUGAGUAGUUCACAGUGUAGGUCAAUACUUAUAUAAACUACUUAAUGGUAUCUUUGUAUAUAAAAUGUCUUAUGAUUGUCAUAAGGAUAUUGUUCACGUCCUAGUUUGAUGCCAUACAUGCUGUACAUUCAUUAGCUUACACUUUGCAACUUUUAAGGCUUCAAUGCAUAGCUAAGAUGUUAGUGUAACAUUCAUUUGGUUCUUCAUCCUUUCCUACCAAUCUUGUUUCCUCAUUCAUUUUGGUAAUUUUAGAUUUUAAAACUUUUUAUAAUAGUUAUUUUUCUCAACUUUUAAUCAGUUUUCAAUAUAAAAUAUAAGAUGUGUAGAGUAUUUUUGCUCUUCCAUUAACACUGCGAAUUCUCAUAAUAGUAAUGAGAUUGUUUAUAAGUUGGCACUCAAAACUGGUUGCAGGCCAUAGGUGUUGAAGCAUGGGACACUGCAAUUAAGAAGGGGGAAUUUUGCAUUUAUUCUAAUUUGCAUUCCAAUUCAUUUUUUUAACCAGAUAUUCCUCAAAUGCUGUCAUUGUAGGCACAUUUUGGAUGAAGUUCCUCUUGGACUGGUCGGUACGGUGAUUUACUCGUUUCGUGAAGGUUGCUAUUCCACCUGCAGUGUCACAGCAGUUGGGCAAUGUUCUUUUAUUGUCUUCCUAUCCCUUCCCUGUGCUAUAUAAUCACACACACUUAGGUUGCUUUGUGCACAAAAGAGCAAUUAUAUUUUAGACAAAUAUUUCAGUAGUGGUGAUGGGAGUGCAGUAAAGUUAUUUUGAUAACAGUUACAAGUCCUUCCAGGACACUGGUUAAUUGUUGAGCUCCUUGUAUGUGGCUGUUUAGACGAGGCCAUACACUGUUGCAUGUGGUGUUAGCAGCCCCAGUUACCUUGGUACAAUAUUGUGAAGUCUGACAUAUGUUAGCCCAGACACUGAUAACAUGCGGCAUCUUAUCAUCAGAUAUGUGAACUAAACAGCACGUUUCAGGGUAGAAAUUGGAAAGAUUAAGGAUAGUAAUGAAUUUGGUGAAUAGUUAUAUACAAAAUGAAGUUAUACUUUAUAAUAACACUUGCAAAAUCUUUCAUAUCUUAUGUUUAGGAAAAAUUUAGGGAUUUUUCACAAUAGCUGGAAUUGUGGGAGUAAUUUAGGAAAACAUGCCAUGUAAGUGUAUUAAAACAAGGUAAGAGAUAUAAAAUAUUUAAUGGCACGUUAUUAAUAAUUCAUAGUACAGUUCUGGUGUUCUACUAUUCUAUGUACUAUACAUCACCAUAUUCCAGCAACUAUCCACAACAGUUCCCCAGCACUCCAUAAGACUAUGUGGAUAUAGCUCAAAUAUUAAAAACUUAUUGGAAAAGAAAACAUUUGUGAUAUAAAAACUAACAUUUUUAUUGAAUAAAGUUUGAUACUGUAA
This is a messenger RNA of Procambarus clarkii (red swamp crayfish), 2662 nucleotides long. RefSeq names its product apoptosis regulatory protein Siva. Gene Ontology annotation, molecular function: CD27 receptor binding. NCBI's taxonomy places the organism in Eukaryota, Metazoa, Arthropoda, Malacostraca, Decapoda, Cambaridae. The record is from RefSeq and is a predicted model, not a curated record. Gene Ontology annotation, biological process: extrinsic apoptotic signaling pathway.